Messenger RNA from Gastrolobium bilobum, 729 nucleotides. Its product is annotated as autophagy-related protein 8f. Bases 141 to 509 code for a protein of 122 amino acids. Lineage: Eukaryota; Viridiplantae; Streptophyta; Magnoliopsida; Fabales; Fabaceae. Gene Ontology annotation, biological process: cellular response to nitrogen starvation. The record is from RefSeq and is a predicted model, not a curated record. The transcript has 6 exons.
AUAAAUAGUGGCAAAAGACAUAUGCAAGCAAAGAAGCAAUAUUUUUCUUUUCUUGAAGCAAACACGGGUUUCUUGGUGUUCUGAUCAAGAGACGAGAGCGUUGGUUUUCUUCUAUUUUUCGAUCAUCUUCGAGAGGUAGAAUGGCAAAGAGUUACUUCAAACAAGAGCAUGAUCUUGAGAAGAGAAGAGCUGAGGCUGCUAGGAUUAGGGAGAAAUACCCAGACCGUAUACCGGUGAUUGUGGAGAAGGCAGAAAGAAGUGAUAUCCCAAGUAUUGACAAGAAGAAGUACCUUGUCCCAGCUGAUCUGACAGUUGGUCAGUUUGUCUAUGUUAUCCGCAAAAGGAUUAAAUUGAGUGCAGAAAAGGCAAUCUUUAUAUUUGUGGACAAUGUCCUUCCACCUACAGGAGCAAUUAUGUCUGCCAUAUAUGAUGAGAAGAAGGAUGAAGAUGGUUUUCUUUAUGUUACUUACAGUGGGGAGAACACCUUUGGAGAUCUGGCUUCCCACUAGAAUUUAACAGAUUUACGCUAUAUGAUCCGGUUGAUCCCUAAUUGGCUUGUCUCAUAAAUUUGUGAUGGUACUCAAUAUCAAAGAACAGUGGUCUCAAUGUUAUGUACAGUUGUAUAUAAAUUCUAAGAACCUGUUUCAUGUUAAAAAGUUUCCUCGUUCACUCUUUCAGUUCUUUUCUUGGUUGUUCAUGCAUAUCUGGGAUAAUCAUGUUAAUUGCAAA